This is a messenger RNA of Paramormyrops kingsleyae, 3291 nucleotides long. Its product is annotated as glycerophosphodiester phosphodiesterase domain-containing protein 5-like. The record is from RefSeq and is a predicted model, not a curated record. Gene Ontology annotation, molecular function: glycerophosphodiester phosphodiesterase activity. Lineage: Eukaryota; Metazoa; Chordata; Actinopteri; Osteoglossiformes; Mormyridae. Gene Ontology annotation, cellular component: membrane. Gene Ontology annotation, biological process: lipid metabolic process.
AACACAGGUCAUACUGAAAUUUGUAAUGUCUUCAAUUAGAUAUAACGAUGAUCAGUCUGUAUAUGUAUAGCCUGUCUCUUACACAUCGAAUCUGCUCUCAAAAAGUUUGUUUCAUAUGAGCCUGAAUUUUUCCUUACGGCAUUACAUUUUAAAACACAUUGACUACAUAACUAAUGUUUUUUCAGUCUCUUUAUGAAUCCGGCCAAGGUCCAAGCCUACCCCUCCCAGCUGGAGAUACCCAUUCACAAAAUACCCCACGAGGCUCGAUGCGACCCUGGUCGCGUUCUAUUCGAGUGGGAUAAUUUGGGGAAACACCACCCACUUUGGAUUGGGGAGGGGGGUCCAUUUGCACAUCGAGGGGAAUCACAAGGAGAUCAGGCAGACGAAAACCCGUGUAAUCAACAGGUUGAAUUCAGUUCUGCAGAUUUUACCAGCGAUUUGCACCACGGUGCUCGUUUCCCAGCGCAAACAGCGACCGAGCGACGCACUGCGGAUUCACGGAGCCGUCACUGGGGAUGCAAAGGACGGCUCCCGGAAACUUAAACGCAUCACUUACGAAUCUGGCACCCCCCGUUCCUUCUGCAAUGGUUUGGGCCGUGUGAAGCAUGGGUCCAACGCCAGUGACCCUAUCCAGGCUAAGGCUGGGAAGGCUCAGGGUGGUGCGCCGGCGGCUCCUGCAGCGCUAUGAGCACCAGCCUCUGGUGUCAUGCCUUGCCGGGCUCUACGGCUGCCAGUGGCGGCGAUACCAGCGGACACGUGCACCCCCUGGUGGCAGCUGCUGUAACAAGGUGGAGUGUGCCAGCGUGGCACUCCUAGUGGUUACGUUCGGCUUAACCCUGGUGUUCCUGUAUUUCUGGAGUGAAGCUCAGAAUGAUUACAAUGACUUUGACUGGUUCAACUUUGGCAACACGGGCUUCUGGUUUCCCUGGUCGGUGGUGCUCCUGGUCAUCGCUGUGGUGCUUUUUGCUUAUAUCUCCUCGUUGCUGAUGCUUGCUGUGUGUCUGCUCUCGGAGGGUCAGAGGUUGUAUCUACAUUGGGCUCACAAGAUUGGUGUCCUGGUUACACUGACGUUUGCCAUUGUGGCCACAGCGGUACUGUCCGACUUGUGGAGCGGGGAGUGGAGUACUCUCCUGCUCUCUUUCCAGGUCACGGCACCCUACCUCCAUGUGGGCGGAGUCUUAAUGAUGACAGCUUUGUCCUGGCCAAUAGCGUUGCAUUUCUUCCGCAUGACAGGCAGAGUGAGAAGGGCUGCUGUCCUGGGCUUGUUCCUGACUCUGCUCCUUGCUCUCUACCUGGUGCCGCUGGGGAUGUACUCACCCUGCAUCAAGGAAAAGGGCACCCUGGGCCCCGCUCCUACCCUCAUUGGACACAGAGGGGCCCCCAUGCUCGCACCGGAAAAUACCCAGAUGUCCUUCGAGAAAGCAGUGGAACUUGGGGUCCUGGGCUUGGAGACCGACGUUACCAUCAGCUACGAAGGGGUACCGUUCCUGAUGCACGACAGGACCCUGCGAAGGACGACCAACGUGUGGGAGGUGUUCCCCAACAGGACCGAGGAACCAGCAGCCAUGUUUUCCUGGAGCGAACUGGAGCAGCUCAACGCUGGGGCCUGGUUCCUCUCGCGGGACCCCUUUGGCACAGCCUCUUCACUCAACACCGCUGACCGGACCCGAGCCAAGAACCAGUCUGUGUGCACCCUGCGGGCCUUCUUGGACCUGGCAGCUCAGCACGGCCGGCUGGUAAUCUUCGACCUUUACCGUCCGCCCAGGGGCCACCCAUACCGGGAUACCUGGAUCAGCCGUACCUUGGAGGUCAUCCAUAACGAAUCCUCGAUCCGCUCCAACCAGGUGUUGUGGCUGGCCCCGGAGCUGAGGGAGCAGGUGCAGGAGCUGGAUCCUGAGCUCCAGCAGAUAUCAGGAAGCAGGGCUUCGGUGGAGGAGCUGCAGAAGAAGGAGAUCACCAGGCUCAACCUGCACUACAGCUCCAUGUCCCAGGAGCAGAUUAGCAAUUAUGCCGCAGCUAACAUCAGCACCAACCUGUAUGUGGUGAGUCAGCCCUGGCUCUACUCGCUCGCCUGGUGUGCAGGCGCUCAUUCCGUCACUACCAACGCACCCCAGGUGCUCCGUGACCUCCUGCAUCCGCUCUUCCUCAUGACCCAUGAAAAGUAUCGCUUGAUGUGGCUCCUUACAGACGUUGUGUCCACAGUGCUCAUAUUUGUGUUCUUCUCUUUUCACUGGUGGAGGGAGCGGGGUCUGGCUUUUUGCACAGGUAGCAGGCAGACACAAGAAAAUGGGCUCUACAGCAAGUUUCGGACAGAGAUGAGCGACGUGUGGUCUGUUUCCAGCGUUCAUGCACAUGCAGAGGGGCGAAGCCCGCCAGUCACCCCCAACCUGUCUGUGAUCUCAGAAGUGCAGGAGCCCUCUCUCUGAGCAGGGUCAAAGCCUACAGAAACAUCUCCGUCAGAGAUCUCACCAUACACCACCUUCUGGAACUCAGUCGAAGAUGAACCUAGCUUUCAUUGAGCUGCUGAGUUGAAUCUUAUAUUAGCAAGGUGCGCAGUCUAUUGCUGUACUGGGAGGGUCAUGAACAAAUACCAAUGCUGCUUUAUCAAUUAAGUUGGUCCAGUAACAUCAAGCAUGACUCUAGCACUUUUCCUCCCCGUAUGAGUAUACAUUUGACCCUCUGUCAAUGUGUGGAGGCCCCUAAUGGUUCUUCUGAACAUGUUUAUUAUAGAAACCAUAAGUGUAGUUCUCAGCCCCAACAGAUGUUCUGCCAAGAGUAAUUAAUUUAGGAUAGUUUGCCAUCUCCCAAAUCCUAAUUUUGGCCAAUAUAUUAAAUUACUGAACAGUGCCAGGGCUGAUUCUUAGGAAUUAUAACAUGCCUGCAACUUUUCAUUUGCAUUGUUGAUGGAAGAGGACAUGGGAAGAGGGGAGACCUUAAGCCAAUAUCCCCCUAGUUAGUACUCUUGGAAGUAUUUCUUGAUGGGACUUGUAGUCAAGAUAUAGACUUUGCGGAGUAUACUCAGACGAGUUCUGGACUUCAACUCCCAUCAGUAUUGCUGUAUAAAACCUCUGCAGAGGUGAGUCCCUGCAUCCUGUGUAAUGCACAACUUUUCUAAUGUACUAAAAUUGAUACUUUAAGGCGUCAUUUGUUUUAUACAUGUGUCUGUUUCUCCAAAGUCAGGCCACACACAGUCCAGCGAAAGAGAGACAUCAUCACUCUGAUCCGCCUGUCGUGACAUUAAUUGACUCAAUGUGCAGACAUUUUUGAGCAUUAAAAAGGAAAUGAAAACAA